Messenger RNA from Caretta caretta (loggerhead turtle), 3677 nucleotides. It is a transcript of the gene WFDC1, whose product is annotated as WAP four-disulfide core domain 1. The record is from RefSeq and is a predicted model, not a curated record. NCBI's taxonomy places the organism in Eukaryota, Metazoa, Chordata, Testudines, Cheloniidae. Gene Ontology annotation, molecular function: peptidase inhibitor activity. Gene Ontology annotation, biological process: regulation of cell growth. Gene Ontology annotation, cellular component: extracellular region.
CCCCUGUAGCAGCUGCCAUUUGAUCCCAUGCUUUGGCUUUGAAUGGAGCGCCCUGAGAAUGCCAGAUGUUGUGAACAAAGGUCUAAAAAUAAUCUAUCCAGUGAUCAUUCAAGGGGAAUAUGUGCCUCGUGGGUACACGAGAUGGGAGAACCUGAUCUGUCUUUGAACAAGAAAGUUCAACAGCAGCUCCUGGCUCCUGAUUCUGGGCUCCAAAACUUUUUUUGUUUGUUUAUUUUUUGCCUCCCAGAAGCUGUUCAGCAAAGAGUCGUUUGCUUCAGCAGUCAGCUCUCUCCCUCCCUCUGAUUUGUCUGGCGCCUUGAAAGCUGGGAUCCGUAUUUUCUUAUUUCUCAUCAGGAACAUGGACUCCAGCAGCAAUAGCCUGGGGCCCAAGCUGCAUUUCUGCAAAAAGAUCUUCACUGCAGCCUUGUGUGUCUCAGUCUUACUCGCAGAAUCCGGCUUGGCAAAGAAUCUUUGGAAACGUGCCCUCCACCUGAAACUGGCCGAGAAGUAUGAUGAUUAUGAGUACCCUCUUCAUUCUCACAGCGCCCACUACCAGAAGAAUGACCGCUGCCCUCCACCCCCGCAGACUUUACCAGAGCGAGCAUGUGAGGUGCCCAGCUGCCGUUCAGAUUCUGAAUGUGAAAGACACAAGCGUUGUUGCUACAAUGGGUGCAUCUAUGCCUGCUUAGAAUCAGUACAGCCACCUCCAGUUUUAGACUGGUUGGUGCAGCCGAAACCACGUUGGCUUGGAGGAAACGGUUGGUUGUUAGACGGACCAGAGGAAGUUUUACAAGCGGAGGCCUGCAGCACCACUGAGGAUGGGGAUGAGCCUCUGCAUUGCCCUACAGGAUACGAAUGCCACAUCAUCAAUCCUGGCAACACAGCCGAAGGAAUCCCCAACAGGGGUCAGUGCAUCAAGCUACGAGGAAAUCCCGAUGGACGCAACCUAAGGCAUAAAUAUUACAAGGAGUAUUUUGGGAGUAAUUCCAAUAACGUACUUGGCUACAUAAAACAACAGCAGAAGCACUUAGGAUAGCUUGGAACAGGACCGUGCAGCCGAAUUUUGGGAUUCUCAAACAUUUCAAAACAGCAUAGAGCCGAAGAUUAACACAUUCAUGUCCAUGCAUUGUAUACAAUUAUAGUAAAUGCCCAAAUGUUUUAUACUGCCCAUCUAGGGCCCAAGUCUAAGGCAGCCACAUCUGAUCCGGAAUGAGAAAACGCAGAGACCGGUAGUUUAGAAGAAGACUGCAUUGGAACCCAAUCUUGCAAACUCUUAGGCAUAGGAAUAACCCCACUGAAAUCAGUGAAAAGACCUUCAGGGACUUCAGUCGGUUUUUGGGUCAGGCUCAUAUGUAAGAAUUUGCAUUAUCAGCCAAUCUGUCCCACACUGGUGGUGUCUUUAUCUUUCAGAAUCAGAUGCAGCUGCAUUAAAACAACAGGGACAAAAUGAAUCAGUUAACUUUUCAUUCGGCCUAUGUGAGGCCAAUUGCUGAGGUUACAUGGUUGGGUAAGAAUGUGUUCUAUGCAAACACCACAGCACUGAUAAACAUUUAAAUUCCUUUUUUUUUUUAUUAUUUGAUUUUCAUUCAGUGGGACCUAACUAUUAAGGAGCUUUUAAAGAAAGCUAUAUCCAAUAGUUGUCUGGUUCAGAUGAAUUGCAGCCCUCAGUCUCCAGAAACAGCUUUUCAGCAUCUUCCUGAUCUCUGCAAGUUGUUGAUAAAAGACCUGCAUGGUGCAAGAGCAGCUAUUCUAGAACUCAGCCCUGUGAAGAGUGGGAGAAAUCCAUUCCUUUGAAGGCAGCUGUAGUGUUUAUGAGCAGCACCUUUACCACUGGAACAGAUAACCAGUCUGAUCCACAAUUUCAUUUCAGAUCUAUAUCAGCACAGUACACACUACAGUGCACAUUAGGGGACUGAGUCUGAUUUCGCUCACGUAGGUGUAACUCAGGAGUGACACUGGUAUAAAAAUGGUGCACGUGGGUUUAGAAUCAGGCCCUAGAUAUAAACAACCAGCUUGAUUUUUCUAAUAUAUGUGUGCUGAACACAAUCAGUGACUUUCAUACUGCACGUACAUCACAUUAACAGAACUCAGAGGUCUCUUACCCAUAAGGAAAUGAAUCGACUGGUAGCUUAUGCAUGACAAUAGUAUGAAUGACUUUAAUAUGUUCACUCAAGAAAAUGGGCCAAAUGUGUCUCUGUUGUGUCACCAUUGAAAUCAGUGGAAGCUACACCAAGGAUGAAUUUGCCCCAGUGAACAACUAUCCUUUUAUGACUUAGUCUACAAGGUAAUCUAUGUAUUUAACAACGAGGCUGGAAAUGGUCUACCAUGGUGCUCUGUCUGAUAUUCCCUUAAGUACUACAGUAUAUGCAAAUGUUUAUCCUUCCCCUAGAGUUUGGAAUCCCUAUAUGGUAAAGGGAAAGUUAAAAAUACUGAGCAUUUUUUACAUAGUUGCUUUCUGUUUAUUUGUUUGACCAGCAAAAAUGGUCAGGUUUUACAAAAUUUCAUUCCAGUGUUAGACUCAGAGACUUUGAGGUCAGAAGGGACCAUCGUGAUCACCUAGUCUGACCUCCUGCACAUUGCAAGCCCCAGAACCCCACCCGCUCCUGAAAUAGACUCCUAACCUCUGACUGAGUUACUGAAGUCCUCAAACCAUUGUUUAAAGACUUCAAGUUACAGAGAAUCUACCAUUUAUUCUAGUUUAAGCCAGCAAAUGAUCCCUGCCCCACACUGCAGUGGAAGGAGAGAAAAAACAACCAGGGUCUCUGCCAAUGAAAUUCCUUCCUGACCCCCCCCUCCAAACAAACAGUGAAAAAUGUGUACAAAAUAUUUUACUAUUUUUAAAUCAGCUCCAGAGCUCAGUGCCCUUAGUCAAUGUUAUGUGUUUUAAGGACCUUGCAGGAUCAGACACCUAGGCUCCGGUCUCAUUGAGCAAAACACUCAAACACAUGCUUAACUUGAGGUGGGCAUUUUGCUUUGCAAUGCUAGUUAAGCUCAUGGCUGAGUACUUUCCUGGAUAGGAGCUGUAGAGCAGGAAUUUAAUCAUUGCAAAAUGAAUCUUUUAAAAAAAAAAGAAGAAGAAGAAGGAAGACUGAUAAAAUAAGGUACUGCUGAAUGUUUGCUGGUUACUACAUGCUGUAGAAAAUCCAGCCUACCUAAUGGUGCUAAGGUGUUAAUUUUUCUUUUAAAAGCUCUUUUAAAUUGUCAAACUCAGAAACAAAUCAGCCGGAGCGGAGAUCUGAAGGCUACGUUUCCAAUAUAAACAUUCAUACUGCUUUUGACAACACCAUAUAUUGAAAGACAAAUUUUCCUGAGUUCUUUCUGCUGCCCAGAAAACAAAUGGUUUUAAGGCAACAUUGUAAAAGCUCAGUAGGAAACUGGUAAUGUUAGCUUUUAAAUAACACAUCAUAUGUGUGUUUAGUCUCAUUUUAAGGCUUGUCUGGUGCUACAAUAAACUGUUCAUGUGAAGUUAUAUGCUCACAGUGCUCGCGAGCUGCCAGGGUCUCAGCUGGUGUCAAUCGGUGCCUUCAAUGGAGCCGCUCUGACCUCCACAACGUGAGAAUCUGGCCCAAUGACUCAUUCAAUACUAUCACUCCUGUUUUGUGCUGCUUGUCAUUCGAAACGUAGGGUCUCCUACUUUGGUGCUCAAUAAAAACAAAUCCUGUAUAUUUUUCAACUCU